UCUUCAGGGAAUUCAUUCAUAGGCAUUGAAAUUUUGUGAACCCAUGAGCUCUGAAGUCAUUUUUCAGGGUUUUCUCUACCUAUUUUUGUCUUUGCAUUUUAUGGAUUUUGAAGCUUGAAAGUAUCCACUGAUGCAUUUGAAAAUAUGUUAUAGAAAUGGGUGAUUUUGAUGUUAUUUUUUCUGGAUCUGAAAGAAUACCAUAGAAGCAUGUGAAUUCUAUAUGCCUUAAAUUUUCAUUCAAACAAUCCAAUGACUGGGUUACUUUCAGGUUCUAGAAGGAGAGAGAGAAAGAGCUUAAUUUCAAUGGAAAUCUCUACAGCCAAAUGGUUCUCCUCACAUGCAAUGGAGGACGCCUCCAUCGUUCAGGACUACGAAACGAGCUGCCUUGACGACCUUACCAUGGAGCACAUCGGCGCCGCUCUCUCUCAGGACCUUCACCACUCUGAUCCAUAUUCUUACAUCAACAACAAUAACACUCCCUUCUUCCACGAUCAAAGACCCACAAAGCGGUGCAAUUUUGGUUCCAAUUCCUUUCUCUCUUUCUACUCUCAAGACCCACAAAUCAACAGCAACCAUAACUCAAGUUUCAUAACCUUGAAGCCAAAAAAUGAAAUAAAAGACUCAAACUCCCCUAAAACUCCUUCAUUUAAUGGAGAAACCAUGUCUUCUACACUCAAUGGGAACCGCGUAUCUCAGAAUCCAACGGCUAAGUCGUCAUCUCACACUCAAGAUCACAUAAUUGCAGAGAGGAAGAGGAGAGAGAAGCUGAGCCAGAGGUUCAUUGCCCUUUCAGCCAUUGUUCCUGGCCUGAAAAAGAUGGACAAGGCCUCAGUCUUAGGAGAUGCCAUCAAAUACGUGACACAAUUACAAGAGAGAGUGAAGAACCUGGAGGAAGAGACCGCAAAGAAGACAGUUGAGUCUGCAGUACUAGUAAACAAGUCCCAUGUUUACUUAGAUGACUCCUCUUCCUCUUCCUCCUCCACUUCAUCUUCCUCAUCUUUAUCUGAAGACGAUAAUUCCGGCAAUGGAGUUUCAUUGCCUGAAAUCGAGGCAAGAGUUGCAGACAAGAGUGUGCUCAUCAGGAUCCAUUGCGAGAAGCGUAAGGGUAUCUUAGCUAAAGCCAUCGCUGAGGUCGAGAAGUUCCACCUAUAUGUUCUCAAUGCAAGUUUCAUGUCCUUUGCCUCCUGUGCCCUAGACCUUACUUUGGUCGCACAGAUGGAGGAGGAGUACUCCAUGACAGCCAAGGACCUGGUGAAAGCCUUGCGUUUGGCUUUGAAUGAGCCAAUGUGAGGGUUAUAGCUUCAAAAAUAAGGGAAAUAAAGGUGGUUGAAUCCCCUGAGUUAGUUACUACAGUCUAUGACGUUUCCUCUCUGUUUUGUGUCUCUAAAGCAAGGCCUUCUGUGGCGUUCCCUUGUCUUUCAACCUUGUGUUUGCUGUGAGGUUUUUUUCAUUUCAUGGGGAACCUCCUUUUUUGCAUGGCUCUAAUAGGCCGUGUUUCAAUCUCUUUUUGAGAUGGAAACCUGCAGCUUCAUUCAGGGGCUUUUUUAGGGUUAGAGUUUUCGAGACCCUUUUGAUUUGUCACUCCCCCUUUGUUGUUGUUUUAGAUGGUGGUUUUUGCUGGACUGGCCUUGCUUUUUGAGUUUGGUUUUUGGCCUUGAUUAUAUCAGGCCUUUUGGAAUGAAUUGUGUCUCUUUAAUUUUGGUUC
This is a messenger RNA of Amborella trichopoda, 1705 nucleotides long. Its product is annotated as transcription factor bHLH25. Gene Ontology annotation, molecular function: protein dimerization activity. The record is from RefSeq and is a predicted model, not a curated record. NCBI's taxonomy places the organism in Eukaryota, Viridiplantae, Streptophyta, Magnoliopsida, Amborellales, Amborellaceae.